AUGACCGUUCCCACCCCGGUGCCGGCAGCUGGAGAUGAGCAUUACGAGGACGAGCUUGUUGAAGAGGAUCCCGACGUCUCCACAAAGCCUUUCGUUGAACAGCGCGCUUUUGGACGCGGGCUCUGGAAGAACCCGAUCAAAUUCGUCUCAUCCGCCCCCGAAGUCCAACCAACGACGACAUCGACAAAUGGCAAAACCAUGGCUGAGAAGUACCUUGCCAUAAUGUUUCCGAAUGGCCAGCCACAACCAGAACCUGACGCAUAUCCUCGGUGCGGUAUAUGCGGCGAGCCUGUCAAAGAGACGGACCAGCGAAUACAUUAUCUAAGCCCUGCACACCAAGCUGCACUACCACGAGCCCCCAUACCCUCCGCAAUCGACCGGACGAGAAUGGGACUAAAGUAUAUGGAGAAGCACGGCUACGACGUCGAUGCGCGACAAGGCUUGGGUACCAGUGGUCAAGGCAUGCUUUUCCCACUGGUACCCAAGGAGAAGCGAGAUAAGCUAGGCUUAGGAAUAGACAAGAAAGAGCACUCCCAGAGGAAGGCGUUAGGUGGCGCAAGCCGCGCAGACGUCAGAGAGGGCAGGCUCGAUGCUGGCAAAGUGAGAAAACUUGCACAAGUCCAAAAGAAGAGACACGAUAAGCUGCAGAAGAUGUUCUACGGCAACGACGAGGUUGAGAAGUAUUUGGGACAACUUGGUGGCUGA
Alternaria atra is the source of this 705-nucleotide messenger RNA. RefSeq lists its product as uncharacterized. The transcript has a single exon. The coding region runs from base 1 to 705 and encodes 234 amino acids. Lineage: Eukaryota; Fungi; Ascomycota; Dothideomycetes; Pleosporales; Pleosporaceae. The record is from RefSeq and is a predicted model, not a curated record. Gene Ontology annotation, molecular function: nucleic acid binding.